CGCCAUAGUCUACCUAGGACCCUUCUACUCCUUACGGCGCCCCGACCUUGGGAUUCCAGGAGACCGGCCCGGGUCGCUGUCCUUUGACCUCCCAGGCUCAGGUGCAGCCGCCCCGCCUGGCGCACUGGGCAGCGGCAGCCAUGGCGCGAGAAGACUCCCCUCGGGACAGCUACCACCUUGUCGGGAUCAGCUUCUUCAUCCUGGGAUUGGGCACCCUCCUCCCCUGGAACUUCUUCAUUACCGCUAUCCCGUACUUCCAGGCACGGUUGGCAGGGGCCAAUGGCACAGCUGAGACUCUGAGCACCAACCACACUGGUUCCACAGACACUUACAACUUCAACAACUGGGUGACACUGCUGUCCCAGCUGCCCCUACUGCUCUUCACACUCCUCAACUCCUUCCUGUAUCAGUGCAUUCCUGAGGUAGUACGUAUUCUGGGCAGCCUGCUGGCCAUACUACUGCUGUUUGUCCUGACUGCAGUAUUGGUGAAGGUGGACUUGAGCCCCGGGCUGUUCUUUUCCAUCACCAUGGCAUCUGUCUGGUUCAUUAAUUCCUUCUGUGCAGUGCUUCAAGGCAGCCUCUUUGGGCAGCUGGGUACCAUGCCUUCUACCUACAGCACCCUCUUCCUCAGUGGCCAGGGCCUGGCUGGGAUCUUCGCUGCCCUUGCUAUGCUCAUGUCCAUGGCCAGUGGUGUAGAUGCCCAGACCUCUGCCCUCGGGUACUUCAUCACACCCUGUGUAGGCAUCCUCCUCUCCAUCGUGUGUUACCUUAGCCUGCCCCAUCUGGAGUUUGCUCAAUACUACCUGGCCAAGAAGCUGUCCCAGGCCCCAGCUCAGGAGCUAGAGACCAAAGCUGAGCUCCUCCAAGCUGAUGAGAAGAAUGGGAUUCCCAUUAGCCCCCAGAAGGCAGGCCCAGCUCUGGAUCUUGACCUUGAGAAGGAGCCGGAGUCAGAGCUGGAACUGGACGGGCCACAGAAGUCAGAAAAACCUUCAGUCUUUGUUGUUUUCCGGAAGAUCUGGCUGACGGCGCUGUGCCUUGUGUUGGUCUUCACAGUCACACUGUCGGUCUUUCCUGCCAUCACAGCCAUGGUGACCAGCUCCACCAGCCCUGGGAAGUGGAGCCAGUUUUUCAACCCCAUCUGCUGCUUCCUGCUCUUCAACAUCAUGGAUUGGCUGGGCCGGAGUCUGACUUCCUACUUCCUGUGGCCAGAUGAGGACAGCCGGCUGCUGCCCCUGCUGGUGUGCCUGCGUUUCCUGUUUGUGCCCCUCUUCAUGCUCUGUCACGUGCCCAAGCGAGUCCGGCUGCCCACCAUCUUCUGGCAGGACGCCUACUUCAUCACAUUUAUGCUGCUCUUCGCCAUUUCCAACGGCUACUUGGUGUCUCUCACCAUGUGUCUGGCACCCAGGCAGGUGCUACCACAUGAGAGGGAGGUGGCUGGAGCCCUCAUGACCUUCUUCCUGGCCCUGGGACUCUCCUGCGGAGCCUCUCUUUCCUUCCUCUUUAAGGCAUUGCUCUGAGGCCCAUUAAUGCUCCCCACAACCCUCUUCAUCAGUGCUCCCCACAGUCCUCCUCUCAGCACUGCUUCUGAAGCUGGAACUUUCCCAGGGGAAGGACCUCUGCUACACUGGGCCUCUAAGUCUGUGGGUGCCAGAAACUACCUUGGCUGGUAGCCACAUUACAUAUGGUGAGGAACCCACCAGCGGUCAUUCUGCUCCUCACCCAGGAGUGAAACAGGACACAGAAGGACGGCCCUCACUGAGAUGCACAAAAGAACAUAUUGGAAGGCAAUAAUCAGAAGAAAGACGCCGCAGGCCAGGGCCUUCCCUGCCACCAAGACUGUGUUUCUAUCCAACCACCCACUGACCCCAGGGAGCAAAGCCACCUACAGGCUGAGAGCACCCUGAUGGUCUCUACCUCAGCUCAGAGUGGGAACUGGGGCCAGCUCCAGAACAAUGCUUCCACCCACCCACCCACCCCCAAAGGCCAUGUGGAGGCCAUGGAAGCUGAAGGGAAGAAAAAGCUCAAGGGACCAACCUCUGAGCCUCCAACAGUGUUUUUUCAUAGCCUAGAAUGCAGACGGGCCUGUCUAACAGAAAGGCAGCUAGUUUGCACAUUUUGUGCACUGCACUUUACAGUUUGCAAAGUUGUUCCACAACCACAUUCUCAACAGAAACCUCAGUGAGGCCUUUAGAACAAGCUGGGUGGGGAUUGUGCCUCUCUGAGGUGAGGCUACAGCCUCCUCCUUGUAGGUGCUGACCCUCCAGCCCACCACUUGCUUCUCUUCCUCAAAGGUCUCCAGGCAGGUGCCCUGGGCACUUGCUACCAUCUUUCACCCCGUUUCUCCUUUGACCCUGCUCCUAAGACCAAUAAAAACUGUUCAUUUUUAUGAUGGA
Cricetulus griseus (Chinese hamster) is the source of this 2393-nucleotide messenger RNA. The record is from RefSeq and is a predicted model, not a curated record. NCBI's taxonomy places the organism in Eukaryota, Metazoa, Chordata, Mammalia, Rodentia, Cricetidae.